Molecule: messenger RNA, 3606 nt
Organism: Dioscorea cayenensis subsp. rotundata (Guinea yam)
Lineage: Eukaryota; Viridiplantae; Streptophyta; Magnoliopsida; Dioscoreales; Dioscoreaceae
Exons: 14
Coding region: 280-3363 (1027 amino acids)
Molecular function (GO): glycosyltransferase activity
Source: RefSeq, a predicted model, not a curated record
AUCACACACCUCCUCCCUUCUUCUCCGCUCCCAUGCCCGAACAAAUCACCACCGUUCAUUCCUCACCGUGAACUAAAUUAAACGUUUUAGAUCUUGACACGUGUCUCAUCGCCGCUUCAUUCUCAUUUACUCACCCGCGUGGACUCCUCUCGCUCUCUUUUUAUUCCACACAUUCGUCUCAUCUCGUCUCCCGUCGCUUCUCCUCCACCUAUGCGCGGCGCCGGCGACGGAGACGGAGACGGCGACGGCAAACUCCUAGGCCACUGAAGACCUCUGUAGAUGGGUUCUCUUGAGGUGGUGCUGCCGACGAAGCGGAGCCCGCUGCUGCGGGCUUCGCCUGGGUCUGGUGGUCGGGCCUUCUUCCACCGCCCUAGAUCCAGGGUGGCUCGGUUCUUGCUUUCUGAGAAGGUGGACUACUUCCAGUGGAUAUGCUCCAUUGGGGCUUUCUUCUUCGUUGUCGUGCUCUUCCAGGCCUUCCUCCCUGGAUCCGUCGUCGAAAGGUCCGGAGGAGGCUCCGGGAGGGAUUCCGGAAACGAGGAUCUUGGAUUGUUGAAGGGUAUUGGGGAGUUGGAUUUUGGGGAGGGAAUCCGGUUCGUGCCGACGAAGCUGAUGGCGAGGAUCGAGAAGGAGGGGAGGGCGGAGAGCGAAGCUCUUUCCCAGAGGCCGGGGAGGCGUGUUGGGUUGCGGAAACCGCUGCUCGCGCUGGUGUUUGCCGAUCUAUGGCCUGACGCGACGCAGCUGCAGAUGGUUAGCGUUGCUGUUGCUCUGAAGGAGAUUGGGUAUGAGAUUGAGGUGCAUACAUAUGAAGGUGGGCCUGCCCUUGACGUUUGGAAAGCUAUAGGGACACCUGUUUUUACUCUGCCUCAUGAUAGAGAAUCACAGAUGGCUGUGGAUUGGUUGAAUUAUAAUGGCAUCAUUGUCAAUUCUCUUGAGGCCAGGCCGGUUUUUUCAUGUCUUUUGCAGGAGCCUUUCAAAUCCAUACCUGUCAUAUGGAAUGUUCAUGAAUCAUCCCUUGCUCUUCGUCUAAGUGUAUAUGCUGCAAAUGACCAGACCCAGCUUGUCAAUGACUGGAAACAAGUUUUUAGUAGAGCUACAGUUGUUGUCUUUCCCACUUAUCUGUACCCGUUGAUUUAUUCAGUGGUUGAUGCUGGGAACUUUUUUGUCAUCCCUGGUUAUCCCGAAGAAGCACGGGGAGCAAAUCAUUCAGUUGUUCUCCAUGAGGGAAAUAAUCUACGGUCUAAGAUGGGGUACGGAUCUGAUGAUUUUCUUAUUGCUAUUGUUGGCAGUCAAUUUUCAUACAGUGGUUUAUGGCUUGAGCAUGCUCUAGUCCUGCAUGCUUUAUCAUCUGUGCUGUAUCAGUUCUCUUAUGGCGACAGCUCAAAUUUGAAAGUUGCCAUUUUAAGUGAUAAUUCAACUAGCACAUACAAGAUGGCACUGGAGAAAAUUGCUCCAGACUUUGGUUAUCCUAGGGGCAGUGUACAGCAUAUUAUUCUUAAUGGAGAUUUCAAUAAUUUCCUUGGUGCUGUUGACCUUGUAAUAUAUGGUUCAUUUUUGGAGGAGCAGUCCUUUCCGGCUGUUUUGAAGCAAGCUAUGUGUCUUGGAAAACUGGUUGUUGCUCCUGACCUCGGCAUUAUCAGAAAAUAUGUUAAUGAUAGUGUGCAUGGAUAUUUUUUUCCAAAGGAGAAUAUUGGCACCCUGAGCCAGAUUUUUCUUCAAGUAAUAGAAAAUGGACAGUUAUCUCGUCAAGCCCGGGAUGUUGCAUCUGCAGGCAGGGAACUCUCUAGAAAUCUAAUGGUUUCUGAAAGUAUUGAAGGAUAUGCGUCAUUAUUGGAGAAAGUUUUGAAGUUUCCAUCUGAAAUUUUUUUCCCAAGGACAGUUGAUGCGAUACCUCUAAAGUUGAAAGAAGCAUGGCAGUGGCAUCUGUUUGAAAAUAUAGCAGUAGUUAAUGCUAGUAGAACUUUUAGAGACAACGGAAUUGUCAGCAAGAUUGAAGAGCGGUGGAAUCAUACUUUUAAGGAAAAGAUGAUCAACUCUUCUUCACAGGUGGAUGAGGCAUUUUUGUCUAUUUCUUGGGCAGAUGAAAAACUUAUUAUGAUGGCAAAUGCUAGAAAGCGGUUAGAAGAUGAAGAGUUGAAGGACAGAACUGAUCAACCUCAUGGAACAUGGGAAGAUGUCUAUCGAAGUGUUAAAAGAGCAGAUAGGGCUAAAAAUGAAUUGCACGAAAGAGAUGAUCGGGAGCUUGAAAGGACUGGCCAACCAUUGUGUAUAUAUGAACCUUAUUUUGGUGAAGGAACCUGGCCUUUCCUGCAUAAUACGUCAUUGUAUCGUGGAAUUGGUUUGUCUUCCAAGGGCCGAAGACCAGGAGCUGAUGACAUAGAUGCUUCUUCACGACUCCCACUUCUUGGAAAUGCAUAUUAUCGGGAUGCACUUGGUGAAUAUGGAGCAUUCUUUGCUUUAUCUAACAGAAUUGAUCGUGUACACAAGAAUGCCUGGAUAGGGUUUCAGUCCUGGAGAGUGGUUGCAAGAAAGGGUGGCUUAUCUAGGAAGGCUGAGGUUGCGCUUUUAGAGGACAUUCAAGCUCGAAAGCAUGGGGACACACUAUACUUUUGGGUUCGAAUGGAUGAAGAUUCAAGGAAUCCUUUGCGACAAGAUUUUUGGACUUUCUGUGAUGCUUUAAAUGCAGGAAAUUGCCGGUAUGCAGUUUCUGAGACUCUACAAAAAAUGUAUGGGAUACAUCAUGAUUUGGAGUUUUUGCCACAAAUGCCAGUAGAUGGAGACUCUUGGUCAGUAAUGCAUAGCUGGGCCAUGCCAACAAGGUCUUUCCUAGAGUUUGUCAUGUUUUCAAGAAUGUUUGUAGAUGCAUUGGAUGCGCAGAUACAUGAUGAGCACCAUCAAAGUGGGCGAUGUUAUCUGAGUUUAUCUAAGGACCGACACUGUUAUUCUCGUGUGCUCGAGCUGCUUGUCAAUGUGUGGGCAUACCACAGUGCAAGGAGGAUGAUAUAUGUGAACCCUGCAUCAGGAGAAAUGCAGGAGCACCAUAAGUUGAAGAACCGGAGAGGUCAGAUGUGGAUAAAAUGGUUCUCCUUCAGCACACUCAAGAGCAUGGAUGAGGAUCUAGCAGAAGAAGCAGAUUCGGACCAGCCUAACCGGCGGUGGCUAUGGCCAUCUACCGGUGAGGUCUUUUGGCAAGGCAUUUAUGAAAGGGAGCGGAACAUGCGCCAUCAACAGAAGGAAAGACGAAAGCGACAGAGCAGAGAUAAAAUUCAAAGAAUAAAGAAGCGCGCACGCCAGAAAACACUUGGAAAGUUCAUAAAGCCACCACCUGAGGCACCAGAUGUUUCAAACACAACCCAUAACCUUUGAUUUGUUUGUUGCUUCUAUGUUAAACCAUUUGAUCAUUCUUUUUUCCUUUUUAUUUGAGCUUUUGUGAUUUUUCCCCCUCCCAUAUAUCCACAGGUGCAAAAUGAGAUUUGUAUUGUUUUCAUUUGAAUCUCUAGUUUGUAGCUAGACUAACUUUGGUAUAGUGCAGUUGAAAGUUGUAUAUUCUCUCUGUUCUUAAUUGCGUAAAAUUUGUUUAUAUGUGAAGGAAUGAAAAUGUUUUGUGGA